Aspergillus tanneri is the source of this 840-nucleotide messenger RNA. RefSeq lists its product as uncharacterized. The transcript has 4 exons. The coding region runs from base 1 to 840 and encodes 279 amino acids. NCBI's taxonomy places the organism in Eukaryota, Fungi, Ascomycota, Eurotiomycetes, Eurotiales, Aspergillaceae. The record is from RefSeq and is a predicted model, not a curated record.
AUGGUGGAUUGGAAAGCAAUUGGAGGAGCUCCGUCGCCCCUGACACUUGACAACCUCGACAAACUGAACGAUCUGGGAAACACAAGCGUCCACCUGACAUCCAAAGAGGGCAUUAAUGCCGAUCCGACUCCGUCAUGGUUUUACGGCGCUCCUGUUAACCAGGAUGGCAAGUCCGAGGAUGUUGUCUCUUCGUCUAUUAUCGUCAAUGACCACGGUGACGGAACUGUAGAUGCCUUUUAUUUCUACUUUUAUGCGUACAACCAGGGAAAUACAGUUGUAGACAUGGAAUUCGGUGACCAUAUGGGAGAUUGGGAGCAUAACAUGAUCCGAUUUUCAAAUGGCGAACCGCAAGCGAUCUGGUAUAGUCAGCAUGCCUAUGGACAGGCUUUCAAAUACAAGGCUACGGAGAAGAAAGGCAAGCGGCCGAUCGCAUACUCGGGAAAAGGCACCCACGCGAACUAUGCCAUUGCCGGCAACCAUGACCAUGCCAUUCCCCAUCUUAACCUUCCUUUUGGAUUUGUUGUCGAUACCACGGAUCAGGGCACUUUAUGGGAUCCCACCAUGAGCACUUAUGCAUACAGCUAUAAUGCGGCCGACGAGACGUUCAAGCCCUACGACUCCAAUUUUCCGGUCAAUUGGCUAUACUUCAACGGUCAGUGGGGUGACGAUGCGUUACCGGGAGGACCGGAGCUGUUUGGGCAGAAGAAAUACGCCGAGGGUCCAAAUGGGCCCAAGUUCAAAAAGCUUUCCAGGACUAAGGUGUGCCCAGAUGAUCCAUGCGUUGAGCUUCCUUUCCGUAUUUGGAGCACGGUUAACUCGACCACAUCGGCAACGCUAUGA